Molecule: messenger RNA, 2378 nt
Organism: Neurospora crassa OR74A
Lineage: Eukaryota; Fungi; Ascomycota; Sordariomycetes; Sordariales; Sordariaceae
Exons: 1
Coding region: 145-1818 (557 amino acids)
Source: RefSeq, a predicted model, not a curated record
UUUUCGUCCAAACAACCCUCAUCGCCCUUCUUUUCCAGAGGGGCCUCAUCAUCAACAUCACCAUCAACACCAUUCAUCUUUUCUUAUUUAGGUACCCAUCCCUACCUAGCUAGGUAUGAUCACAACAGAAAGAAAGACAGCAAUAUGGCCCCCCACGUAACCCCCACCACCAAACUGCAAAUCAUCGGCGCCUUCAAACUCCUCCGUUUUCUGCGCAGUCGCCACCAGUUUCCCCCCGGCACCAUCUCCAACAACGACAUCUUCCGCCUCUUCUCCGUCUCCCGCACCACGGGCUACCGCGUCCUCUCGGAGAUUACCGUCUCGCAGGACCUGACGGCUUCCGAACGCGCCGCUUUAGACGCCGAGACGGCCGCCGCCCUCGAAGAAGAGGAAAAUGCCCGCAUCGCAGAGAUCAUCAACAACCCGCGCGAGGAGACGCGGGGACGGAAGCGGAAACUGACGGAGCGGGAUGUGGAGGUGAUUGAGCAUUGGUUGGAUCGCAAUGGGGGAAGGGGAGAGGUGAAAUGGAAGGAUGUCCCCGUGGCGGCGGGGUUGGGGGUCAUUUUGGGGAAGGAUGGAAAGGGGGUGGUGAGUGGGGUUACGGUUAAGAGGGCGUUGUCGGCAUGGAGGGAGAGGAAUAGGGAGGUGGAUGUGGAGGAUUGGACGAGGGCGAGGGGGGCGGGGGGGCUGAGAGGGAGUGAGAAGGCGAGGGAACGGUGGGGACGGCCGAGGGGGGGAGAGCAACAGGAGGGAAAUAGUGGUGGUGGAAAUGGGGAGGCAGAGGGGUUGGGGACGGGGACUAGGGGUGAGAAUGGGAAUGGGAAUGGACAGGGUGCGGGAGAGAGGGAAGGGACGUCGGGUAGUGAAAGUGAGAGUGAGGAUGAGAGUGUGGUUGAGACGGGGGCUGGGCCUUUGGAAGCUGGGACGGCAAUGGCUAGUGGAAGUGGAAGUGGAAGUGGAAGUGGGAAUGCUGCGAUGGCGCCGCCAGUGACGACAACAGGAAACGGGGGUGAGAUCAUCACGAAUGCGACAGGCGAAAGCCAGGCACAGCAGCAGCAGCAGCAGCAACAGCAGCAACAGCAGCAGCAGCAAAACACCAAAAAGAGGCGAACGCAAACCGAACCACAAGGUCCCGAUCCCAAGUCUCUAUGGAAAAACCGAUGGGAAAUUGAAAGGGCCGCAAAGGAGGCUGAAGCGCGACGUCAGGCAGAGGCUAUGGCUGAGGCUAGAGCCCGGGCUAAGGCUCAAGCUGCCAAGGAACGAUAUCGUCUGACGCGUCAGAGGAAACGCCAGCAGCAGAAACUUGAGAGACAGCAGCAACAGCAAAGUCAAGCUCAAGUUCAAGCUCAGAACUUGCCCCCUCCUCCUCCUACUGCUCCCGUACAACAACAAUACCCACAACACCCACAACAACAGCAGCAACAACAACAGCAGCAACAACAACAACAACAACAACAGCAACAACAGAGACCAUACACAUCAAUGAGCUUCAUCCCUUUACCAACCUACGGGCAGCAGCAGCAGCAACAAAACGGAGUCGCAAGUGCAAGUGCAAGUGGCAGUGGCAGUGGCAGUGGUAAUGGUAACGGAAGCGUAAGCGGAAGUGGAAGUGGACCUCCAACCAGUACUAGUAGUGCAAACCAAAGCUUCAACAACAAUGGGGCUACUACUACUGCUGCUGUUGCUGGAAGUUGGAAUGGAAACGCCAGUAGUGCUGUCGACGGACAACAGAGAACAACAGUAACUACUGGUGGUGGUGGUGGAGGAGAGGCGGAGGAUAUCAUGAUGCUGGGGAGACUUUCGGGGGUUUUGAGGUAGGAUUGGGACCUAGGUACCAUGAUGAUGAUGAGGCUGAGGUUUUGGGGGUUGUGGGAGAUGGGAGAUGGGAGGGUUGGAUUAGGCUCGAGGGUAGAGUUGGGUUCAGGGACAGAGUUAGGUUUAGGGACAGGCCGGCAGCCAUAGAGUGAGAAGGGACUGGAGGAGGCAAUGGUAGUAAUUUGGGUUUGAAGGAGUGUGGAUUGCUGGAUGCGAUCCUGGUGGUCACUUCACGUAUCUUUUUUUUCUCUUCUUUCUUAUCUAUGGUUGGGGGAGAGACACGAAGGAAACGAAAAGGGGGCACACGACCAGUUAUUCUAUGGCUUUUUUUGCAUCUAUGAUGGGUAUAUACACGGAACUGCUUGAAAUGGUUGGAGGGAGGGAGAGAAGUGUAUUGGGAGCGAUGAGGGGAUGUGUGAUAUGAUUCCAGGGGAAAGGUACUUACGAAGCUGAGGACAGAUCCUGUGGAGCGAUUCUCGAUUUUUGAUGGAAUUGGGGGAAUAUAUGAGUAAUUACAACAACAUAACUUGAACACUGGACCCAUGGAGACGAGGAUGGAUGGC